AUGGCGACCACGAGCGCAGCUCAGCCUCCGCUCCCCGGACCGGGCGGCCCACAGGGGCUGAGCCACCAGCCACCGCCGACAACGACCAUGCCCCACCACCCCGGCAUCAUGCCACCUGGACCCAUGCAGCACCAGAUGCACCAGCAACAACAGCACAUGCAGAUGCAGAUGCAGCACAUGCACCAGAUGCAGAUGCAGAUGCAGCACAUGCACCAGAUGCAGCAGAUGCAGCAACACAUGCACCAGAUGCAACACAUGCACCAGAUGCAGCACCCCAUGCACAUGCAAGCUAUGACACCUCCCGGCCUUCCUGGUGGACCCGUCAUGUCUCAGUCACGGAAUCAAGGCCAACCGAUGCCCUGGCACAACUUGCCACCAGCGGGUGAGCCCGGAAGCGCCCGUGGUCGCGGUCGCGGUCGCGGUCGUGGGCAUGGUCGAGGUCGCGGUCGCAGUCGUGAAUCAGCCGGCAGCCCUGGUCACGGUGGCGCCACUCCCACGAUGAACCCCACCAAUGAGAACCCGGUUGAGCACACACCCCUCCAGUCCCAGUCCCCCACAGCUGUGCCUUCUGCACCCGCCAACAAUCCUGUCAGCCCCGAAGCUCCCAGUCAUAGCGGCACUGAGAGUGAGGUGUGUCAUGCAACAAAGGACUUUUUUUUUUUGUUUUGUUGUUUGCAAGUGAUUCUUGAGCCUGCAUUCUCACCCAAGCUGGUCGUGACCCAGGAGGAGCAAGACACAACCAACACCAAGCCCGUGGUAUGGGCCUACAGCGCAGAGGAGAUCGAAGCCUGGCGCGCCGAACGCCGUCGUCAAUAUCCCACCGCCGCUAACCUGGCCCGCAAGCAGCAAGAGGCCUCGGAAAAGGUCAAACAAGGCAUUGCGGCUGAAUCAGAAUCAUUCAGAUGGUCUGCCGCCUACAAGCGUUUCAUGCCUGUUGCGAAACGCACCAAGACCUCCGAACCUCCAACACCAUCCACAGCAAAACAAAACACGACUGGCCCCAACCCGGCAUCCGAGCCCACCUCGCUGGCUCUUGUGGCCGAUUAUGCAGCCUCCGACUCAGACUCGAAUCCCCCCGACUCGCUGGACCGCGAUGAAGAUGAUGACGAAGCACCCGAGGAAAUGUCGGCCAAGGGCCCUCAACCACAGGAAACAUUUGCCGCCCCCAACCCCCUACUCGUUCGCCAUGCUCAUCGCAAUGCGCAAUUGUUCCGCACGCUAGCCGGUGCUGCCGAAGGACAGGGACAAGGUCGCUCACACCGCGAGAGCCACCCCCGCGCGAACAACCAUCGCAACAACAAGCCUAGCCACCGUUCAAACCGCCAAUGGCCACCCACCUUGCUGGAAAUGCUUGUGUCUGAUCAGAUCCGUCGCGAAACCAACUACUUGUUGCAAACCAUCCGCUACCUACGUCAGCGCAAUUACUUGCAAGACUGA
Monosiga brevicollis MX1 is the source of this 1437-nucleotide messenger RNA. RefSeq lists its product as uncharacterized. Gene Ontology annotation, biological process: box C/D snoRNP assembly. Gene Ontology annotation, molecular function: RNA binding. The coding region runs from base 1 to 1437 and encodes 478 amino acids. The record is from RefSeq and is a predicted model, not a curated record. Gene Ontology annotation, cellular component: nucleus. The transcript is spliced from 6 exons. Lineage: Eukaryota; Choanoflagellata; Craspedida; Salpingoecidae.